Molecule: messenger RNA, 1200 nt
Organism: Wyeomyia smithii (pitcher-plant mosquito)
Lineage: Eukaryota; Metazoa; Arthropoda; Insecta; Diptera; Culicidae
Exons: 1
Coding region: 1-1200 (399 amino acids)
Biological process (GO): DNA integration
Molecular function (GO): nucleic acid binding
Source: RefSeq, a predicted model, not a curated record
AUGUCAGCACUGCGUCAAAGAUUUUGGCCAAUUCGACUUCGCAAUCUUGCUCGAAAUGUAGUGCAUCAAUGCAUCACUUGCUUUCGAUGCAAACCCACCGUAUCAGACCAACUUAUGGCAGAUCUUCCGCCAGCUCGUGUGUCUCCUACACUUCCAUUCCUGAAUGCAGGUGUGGAUUUCUGUCGCCCCUUCCAUUUGAAGCCACCUCAUCGAAAGGCUGCCCCACAAAAAUGCUAUGUAGCAGUAUUCGUCUGCAUGUCAACGAAGGCCGUACAUUUAGAGCUCGUUAGCGAUCUUUCGGCUGAUUCGUUUCUCGCAUCACUAAAACGAUUUACGGCAAGGCGAGGGAUUCCAAAAUCCAUUUUCAGCGACAACGCCACCAACUUUGUCGGUACUCAUCGCAUUUUGAACGAAUUUGCCCAACUGUUCCGUUCACAACAAACUCGAGAGCAUGUAGCCAACCUGUGCUCGAAUCAGGGCAUUCAGUUCCAGUUCAUACCACCAAGAUCACCUCAUUUCGGAGGACUGUGGGAGGCUGCUGUAAAGUCUCUCAAAACCCAUCUCUACCGAACCCUCAAGACUGCACUCGUAACAACCGAGCAAAUGCUGACGCUUCUGAGUCAAGUGGAAGCAUGUUUACACUCCAGACCGUUGACGCCUAUGAGUAAUCAUCCCGAUGAUAUGGACGUUUUGACGCCUGGCCACUUUUUGGUACACCGCCCUCUAACAGCCAUCCCGGAACCAUCAUAUGAGGAAAUACCAGCUAAUCGAUUGUCACAGUGGCAAACCAUUCAAGAAUAUCUGCGUCGCCUGUGGAAACGUUGGUCCACCGAAUAUCUCUCUGGUCUUCAACAGAGAACGCGGUGGACCCAUGAACGAGAUAAUAUCCGAAUUGGAACGAUGGUGUUACUGCGAGAAGACAAUUUGCCACCCAUGAAGUGGAGAUUCGGUCGCGUGCUAGAAGUUUUUCCUGGAAGGGACGGCCACAUUAGAGUCAUCAAAAUUCAGACCAAGGACGGCUUGGUAACGAGAUCCGACCUAUCAACCCACAACCGUUGGUCGAGGAACACCGAUGCAGAAGGACAUUUCGAUCAGUGGGCCCCGAGACGACCUGUACCGCAUCCGAUACAACCGGCGAAGAAAACCGAGAACGCAUACCUCAACUCAGGCAGAAACCGACAAUUAUUCCUAUUCUACUGA